AAUUCCUCAUUAUAGGAAUUUUAAUCUCCUUCUUGGCUGGCUGCAAAGCUGACAAUCUCCUGUGUUCGCUCUGAAGCCAUUUUUUGCAUUGGAUGAAAAUUAUUUUCUAAAAGUGGGAAGAACUUUUGCAUUGGUACUCUCUUGUUUUGUAUUUGUAAAAUACAACCUUGUUAUAAUGGUGUUUCCCAAAAGGGUGGUUCAGCUUUCAAAUUGUUUUCAGUAUUUCGUGCGGUGUUCCCUUGAUGUUCUCAUGUCCUUGGGUUAAAUACUUUCUUACUAGUUAUAUAGCCACAUGCUUUAACGUGUGAAGUAAAAUGUUCAAUUUUCUGGGACUUAAAAAGUUUUCAUUUAUCACACUUAAGAUAGUAAUGUCACUUUUUCCCUUUUCUUGCUUUCUUUUUUUGCAGGUUUGUCCAAUCUCUCCGUCACAGGUUAGGGUCUAUUCUGUUAUUUGUGUCUUAUUUUUUAGUUCCAAUGGAGCUGUUCUAACCAUUGGAAAAACUUCUUUUCACUGGAUUCUUGUGCAAAUUAUGGCGGUGACACAGAUUGUGGUGGCACUGACCCUGAUCUCAAAGAAGAGAUGGAGAAGCAGUUUGUGGACCUCUUGUCAGAGGAGUUGAAGUUGCAGGAGGCUGUUUCUGGAGAGCAUACUCGCCAUAUGAACAUCACCUUUGCUGAAGCAAAACGGGUUGCUUCCCAGUACCAAAGAGAGGCAGAAAAAUGCAAUGCUGCCACCGAAACAUGUGAGGAGGCCAGAGAGCGAGCUGAGGCAUUUCUGAGCAAGGAGAGGAAAGUUACCGCCUUGUGGGAGCAAAGAGCCCGGAAAAUGGGUUGGGAAGGGGAAUAAUUGUUUAUGUAAAUUGUUACAUAAAAUUCCUAGAUAAACUGUUGAUUCAUUCCACCUUGAUAUUCAAGCAGAGAAUGCAAAAUGCUAUUGUUGUCUUUUGAUUCUCUGAAGGCAAAAGGGCAUCUCUUUCUCCUUCUCCCUCGUAGUUGCAUCUAUAAAUUUUUUACCUGUAUCUGAUGUACGCGGUGGACCUGUAACCUCCAAAAUUUCUAUAAUGUGAUUUCUUACUUCACUCUUUCCAGCAUUUUGAUUUAUUUU
Molecule: messenger RNA, 1105 nt
Organism: Rubroshorea leprosula
Lineage: Eukaryota; Viridiplantae; Streptophyta; Magnoliopsida; Malvales; Dipterocarpaceae
Source: the annotation of a GenBank genome assembly